Messenger RNA from Sinocyclocheilus grahami, 480 nucleotides. Its product is annotated as synaptotagmin-7-like. Gene Ontology annotation, cellular component: plasma membrane; synaptic vesicle membrane; exocytic vesicle. Gene Ontology annotation, biological process: calcium ion-regulated exocytosis of neurotransmitter; synaptic vesicle endocytosis. Bases 1 to 417 code for a protein of 138 amino acids. Gene Ontology annotation, molecular function: SNARE binding; calcium ion binding; calcium-dependent phospholipid binding. NCBI's taxonomy places the organism in Eukaryota, Metazoa, Chordata, Actinopteri, Cypriniformes, Cyprinidae. The record is from RefSeq and is a predicted model, not a curated record. The transcript has 2 exons.
AUGGUUGGUGAGGCACUGCUCUCUCUGAAAUACAUGCCUACAUCUCAGAGGCUGGAGGUGGGAGUGUUGAAGAUCCGUACAGUAUGUCAUCCCAAUAAGACUGAGAGAGCUCUCUAUGCCAGAACCAGCGUUACCUGCAACCACUGCAAACUUCGAUAUCAGAGGACAACACAGAAGAAGCGCUGGGAGGUGACUGUGUUCAAUGAGGUCCUGACCUUUGUGUUGCCAGAUCAACAGAUUAGAGAGUGCACCAUUAUAGUGUCUGUUUAUGAAAUUCAGACUUCAAAGAAGUCUUCCAAGCAUUUGAUUGGUCAUAUCCACAUCAAAAAGGGCAAGACCUCCGAGGACGAGCACUGGAAAUUGAUGAUGCAAUCACUACGACAGCCAAUUGCUAAGUGGAAUUCAAUCUUUAUCUGAAGACACCUGGGCUGUAUCCGAAAUCUCCACCUAUACCCUCAUUCACUAUUCCCUACAUUAGUC